GUUUUCCAUCUUCUAAAGCAAAUAUAAUCAUGCAAUGAUUGGGGAAUAAGACAGCUACACAUGUUCCAAAUUAUUUUUAAUAGUUAUGACUCCCCGCUAUCGCUUUAAUACCAAUUCGGUGCAAUUAUGAUCCGACGUCCUUCUAUAUGUCCAGUUGAUAAAAACACCAUAACCAAAAAUACAACUGGUGGAAAAAGGAAACAAAAAGAAAGCAAGCCAACUAAAGGACAGAAAGGGAAAAACAUUGGAAAAAGAUGCGGAACUAACGUACCAAUCACUCCACAAAUGAUACGCGAUGCUGUAAAAGCUCUUCAAACCAGGAGGGCUUUUAUAAGUUCUUCGCUUAUUGGUCAUCACUUAAGAAAAUCUUACCCUGUACAAAAUGAUCCCAAAGCACUGAAAUCAGAAUUGCAUGAAAAAUUACAUUGUGCUGUAAUUGUUGGCUUAAUAGUCAGAUGUGGCGAAGAUAAAUAUUGUUUACCGACUCUACGUCAACAGGCCAAUACAAAUAAGACCGCUAUUAGUGCCUUUUGGGAAAGAUAUUACAAUAUUAUGGGAACUUAUGACGGAGGCAGGUACAUAACGUAUACAUUGCCAAAUGUAAGGAUACAUACCAAACAAGAUACGAUGGAUUCUUCUAGUGAAAGUGAAAGCAAUGAUCACGAAAGUGGUGCUAUCGGUUCAUGACCAUCAAGUCUUUACGGUAGUGGAAUUUU
Messenger RNA from Orussus abietinus, 716 nucleotides. RefSeq lists its product as uncharacterized. Lineage: Eukaryota; Metazoa; Arthropoda; Insecta; Hymenoptera; Orussidae. Bases 127 to 687 code for a protein of 186 amino acids. The transcript has 3 exons. The record is from RefSeq and is a predicted model, not a curated record.